AUGGCACCUCUUGUAAAAGUACUCAGACUUGUUGAUAGUGAGAAAAAGCCAGCUAUGGGCUAUAUAUAUGAAGCUAUGGAUAAGGCAAAGGAGGCUAUUAUGAAGUCUUUCAAUAACAAUGAGACUAAAUAUAAAGCCGUGUUUGAAAUUGUUGAUAGAAGAUGGGAUGUUCAGCUUCAUCGCCCAUUACAUGCAGCUGGUCAUUUUUUGAAUCCAGAGAUGUAUUAUGACAACCCUCAAAUGGAAUUUGAUAGUGAGAUUAUAAGAGGGUUUUAUGCAAGCAUGAAUAAGUUGGUAGGAGAUUUGCAAGUGGAGCAAAAAAUCAUGAUGGAGCUACACACUUAUAAAGUUGCAGGAGAAUUGUUUGGGACUGAAGUUGCUAUAGCAAUGAGGAAAAAGGUUUCACCGGCUCAAUGGUGGAGACUUUAUGGUUCAUCAACCCCCAAUUUACAACAACUAGCCAUAAAGAUAUUGAGCUUGACUUGUAGUUCAUCCGGUUGUGAACGUAAUUGGAGCGUCUUUGAGCAAAUUCAUACUAAGAGAAGAAAUAGGCUUGAUCAUAAAAAAUUACAUGACUUGGUCUAUGUUAAGUAUAAUCAAGCACUCAUGCGAAGAUACAACCUUAAGGAUGAAGUUGAUCCCAUUAGCCUUAAUGAUAUUGAUGAAUGUAAUGAAUGGCUGGUUGGAGAGAUGGAUGGGGAUGAUGAUGAUGAAGUUGAAGCUCUAGAUGAGAGGGUUUUUGGUGGAAAUGAUCCACUUACUUGGAAUCAAGUUUAUGAUGCUUCAGGGGUUGGAGAGCCUCUAAUGUAUACUAGGCGUAACAAAAGGAAGCAACCUUCAAGUGGGGAACGAGCAUCAUCUAAAAAAGCCAAAGGAGUGUCUUCUUCAACUAGGAAAGGAAAAGGAAAAGUUGUUGAAGUUGUUGAAGAAGAUUCAGAAGAUAUUAGUGAGGAGUUAGAGGAAGAAUUUCCAAAUAUUAACUUUGACAAUUCAGAAGGUGAAGAAGUUGAAGGCUAUGCCCCUUUGGCAUUCAAUGAAGAGAAUGAUUACAUUGAGGAAGAGGAGGAGAAUGAUGAUGAUGAGGAGGAUGAUUAGAUUAGCAAAAUGCUUCUUGUACUCUUGUUUUUCUAUGUUUUUUGUUGUGUUUUAAUCAAUUAUGUUAUGAGACAAUGAAUUAUGGUAUUGUUGUUAUGAUAUUUAAGUAUUUAAGUUGAUAUUAUGUUGGUUUUAAUUUAGUUUUGUUGCUUGUUAUUUAUUGUUUUGCUAUUUUUUUUUUAUAUAAUAUAUAUAUAAAUAUUUUUUUUUUGUCCGCCAUGACGUCCGCCAUAGGCCGCCAUGGCAUCCGCCAUAGAGUUAUAAAGGAUUUCUGACCUCACCGCCAUAGAUCGUUAUUCGCCAUCGAUAACCUUGAUUGUUGCUCUCCUUGGCUCCAAUCCUUGAUUUUGCAUGAAAUGUUAACUUGUGUUAUUAGAUGCAUGUGUUUGUGCUAUUCGUGGGAGAAGAUUCACGCCUAUUUUCACUCACCCCAAUGUCAUGCUAGGUAUUGAAAUUUGAGAGAGAUGUAUGAGAGAGAAAGAUAGAGUCAGAAAUAGAUCUAUUUAUUAUUCAACCUAAUGUAUUGGAGAUACAAAGUGGUAUUUAUAGUUGUUAGAAUAGCUUCUUGCAAAAGCUAUAGAAACAAUAACUAACCUUCUGAACAGGUUACAAGUAAUCAAAAAAUACAUGAGAAAUAACAAAACGGAGAAUAAAGCUAUACUACUAUAACAAGUAAAGGUAUAUACUCCAAUACCCCUUGCAAGAUCAAGUGGGGUGAAAUAUUGAAAGUGAAUCAACCAACUUAAGCCCAGUUCAAAGUUAACAGAAAUGAGUUGGAGACAAAGCUUUAGUGAGGAUGUUAGCACAUUGAUCAAGUGCAAGUACAAUAACAACUUGAAUAAAUUUAGCGGUGACCUUUUCAUGAACAAAGAAGAGGUAUAACUCCAUGUGCUUGGUUCGAGCAAGAAGAAUAGGAUUGUGAGCUAAGGCAACAAUACUCAUAUUAUCAUAAAAGAUGACAAGUGUGAAAUGACGAACAUGAAACUCUAACAGUAAAGUUUGAAUCCACAUGAUUUUUGCAAU
Cajanus cajan (pigeon pea) is the source of this 2118-nucleotide messenger RNA. Lineage: Eukaryota; Viridiplantae; Streptophyta; Magnoliopsida; Fabales; Fabaceae. The record is from RefSeq and is a predicted model, not a curated record.